UUAAGCCCGACUCUUCAACGCCAUAGCAUCAUCGUUAUUCCCACUCUCUCUCUUUAGGUUCUCUUUAGAUAGAGAGCCUUUAUUCUUUUUUCUCGCCUGUUUUGUUAAAUUUGUCGUUUUCUCUCUCUGCGCGGCUCUCCUGAUCCCUGAGCCGCUUAUUUUAACAGAAGUUUGGGAGAGGCUUCGCAGAGAGAGAUCCGAGUUUUUGAAAUUUGAAUAAAGAGAGAAAUGGCGGUUACUAGGGUUUCAUUUGUAGUUGUGGCUGUUGCUGCUGCUCUCAUUUUUGCUAUUUUCUUGCCUGCUACUUAUGCUCAGGCUUCCGGGCCCGCUCCUGCCCCCACCAGUGACGGGACAUCUAUCGACCAAGGGAUUGCAUAUGUGCUGAUGUUGGUGGCGCUGGUGCUCACCUAUCUCAUUCACGCCGCUGACUUUUAUUAAAAGCUUGUAAAUUUUUGCGAUUGUCGGGGGAUUUGGAGUUAGGAUAUGGCAAGAAAGUGCGAUAUAAUUUGUUGGAUGAUUCGUAUGUUUGAUUCGUCUGAGAUAUUGGGGCUUGUUUGUAUGUAGUUUUUAUGUACUUUGACGAAUUGUUGUUGGGCAUUGAUAAUGUUAUUCCUAUGUUAGACAGUA
Messenger RNA from Pistacia vera, 627 nucleotides. RefSeq names its product arabinogalactan protein 41-like. The record is from RefSeq and is a predicted model, not a curated record. The transcript has 2 exons. The coding region runs from base 229 to 438 and encodes 69 amino acids. Lineage: Eukaryota; Viridiplantae; Streptophyta; Magnoliopsida; Sapindales; Anacardiaceae.